Molecule: messenger RNA, 3602 nt
Organism: Eriocheir sinensis (Chinese mitten crab)
Lineage: Eukaryota; Metazoa; Arthropoda; Malacostraca; Decapoda; Varunidae
Product: target of EGR1 protein 1-like
Exons: 9
Coding region: 501-1958 (485 amino acids)
Biological process (GO): snRNA 3'-end processing
Cellular component (GO): Cajal body; cytoplasm
Molecular function (GO): metal ion binding; snRNA binding; 3'-5'-RNA exonuclease activity
Source: RefSeq, a predicted model, not a curated record
GAUUGUAUGUAAAAACUGAAAAAUAUGUUGAGUACGAUAAUCCAGUAACAUUGAUGUCACGUUUGUUCUGUCUGUGGUUCUGAUAUGGUCAUAGUUAUCUUUCGUUACGUUUAUUCUGAGUGAUUUUAAAUACAGAUGACUCUUUAUAAUGUACGGUAAAGAAUGUGUGGUGCUUGCUAAGGGAUCAAAUGUUUAGUAGGAUGCCAUAAGAUCAAGAUGUACAAUUUGUGUGGCCGCCGCGAAGGGUGACCAAACCAAAGGAGAACAAGGGCGAGGGAGAACACCAAGGAAGAAAGAACGGUAAAAGACCACAGGAAGAAGAUAAAGGAAGUUGGACAUCUUACCUAGACGGGUUCCACGAGAAGGGAACCCCACAAGUGCCAACACGCCAGCAGAAUGCUUAUUCGCCACGAAGAACGAUGGGCUGGCAAGAAGCCAAACUCUACUAAUGAUCGUCUGAAGUGUUCUUGUGCUCCAGACCCACAAAGCACUGCCUCAGAAUGGAGAAAAAGCUGCCCAUCAUUGAAGUGACGAAGGACAACUUUGAAGAGGUGUGGCCUUCCAUAGCCCAGGCCGUGAAAGAUGCGACGUUUGUGGCCGUGGACUGUGAGCUGUCUGGCCUUGGUAAAAGAAGUAAGAUCAACAGUCAAGAGCUUGACAUUCGAUACCAGAACUUGGCGGAAGUAGCAAAAAGUUAUGCAGUUAUUGCCUUUGGAUUAUCAUGUUUCUCUUGUAACUCUGUGAGCAGUAUCAGUGUGCAAGAUGGAAAAGGUGAAGAACAAAUCCAUAGUCAUGAUUACAUGGUGCAGACUUACAAUGUGCUUACCAUGUGCAGUGAUCCUUUCACUGUGGAUUGCUCAUCCCUCAAGUUCUUACUAAACCAUGGAUUCGACUUCAACAAGCUAUAUUCCAAAGGAACCCCUUAUUACAAAGGCUGUGAUCGUCAGGAAAAUGAAGCGCCUAGUGUGCGGCACAUUUUCUCAAAACUCCUGGAACACAGGAAGCCACUCAUUGUACAUAAUGGCUUAAUAGAUCUGAUAUUCCUCUACCAGUCAUUCUACACUGACCUCCCAAAGAAGAAUGAUACUUUUGCUGCAGAUCUUGAUGACCUCUUCCCACUGGGUGUUUAUGACACAAAGUAUCUUGCUGAAUUCCACCUGUCCAUGCCAGCCACCUACUUGGAGUACUUGUUCAAAAAGAUGCAGCUAAAGAAUGCCUCUCGUCAGAAGAAGGGAGAAUGGCAUGUGCGGUUGCAGUUCCCUCCCUAUCCUCAGCAGGCACCCAGUAUCAACUGGCACUCCUACCUUCAGAUCCACUCUUACAGCGUGGAGAAUGAUGGUGAUGAAAGGGAACUGUGCCAGAAUUUUGCUUUACAUGGGUUUUGUACAAAGAGAGAAGUGUGUCCCAUGAGCCACAAUAUCAAUAGAGUCGUCAAGGUCCUACAGACUUCAGGAGCCAAGAAGCGUGGAACCUCGAAGUACACUGGUCCUAAGGAAGGCUCUCUCGUCCGCAUCAUAGAGAAAUUCAGCAUGCCAGAGGAGCAGGUUAGGUCACAUAAAAGGAAACGCUUAUCUGAGAAUAAGGGUGUAAAGUUACUCCUAAGCCCUAAGGAGACAGAUGAGCCAGAGAAGGUCAUAGAUGGUCCUCAGUGUGUUGUCCCAGUGCAAGUUGCAAAUGAUGACAUUCGUACUAGCAAUGGACACAGGGCUGGUUUUGAUGCUUUCAUGACAGGAUAUGCAUUUGCCAGUGCUGUUUCAGGAAAGGGAGUGUGGACUUCAAAAGAUAAACCCUUUACAGCUGCAAACAUUGGUCUUGUUGAUCAAGUAAAUAAGAUGUAUUUGAUGGGGAAAAAUAUUCCUUUCUUAAUCAGAACUGGAACUUAUGCCAAUAUGUCUGCAAAACACUGUAAUAAAAUAGUGAAAGUGAGAAAUGGAGAACAAACUUUGAAAAAUGUGUAAAUCACUAAGAAAAUAAUUGGUUUUGUCAUCAUUGUGAUGUACAGAAGCCCCCCGCUGUUCACGGGUAUUUGGUUCCGCGAGAUUCCCGUGAUUCGCGAUCAAUGGGACUAAAUUCAAAUAGGGAAAAUAGGGUUUCAUUCUACCAUCUCGAUCGAAUAAAAAAAUUGAUUUCUAAGGCAUUUUUAAGCAUUGUUAUAUAGUUUUACUUACACAUAAAUCACAAAUUAAAUAUGGACUGUAAUAAUUUAACACUCACGUCCAGGCAAGGGGUAAUAAAGGCUCUGUUUUUCCCUGUAUAUCUUGUGUUUAAGCUAUUAUUGCUGCUCUCCUGGUGAAUUUAAUUGUCUGAUGUGAUGGUUGGUUGUGUUAUUUAAUGCCCUGACCCACCCAGUAAGCGAGAGUGAGUGUGUAAAAGUUCAUGGCCUCACCGUCCUCGCCGUGGCUGCCAUCUUGUUUGUUUUGCUCCAGGUACACCAGUGUUGCUAGAUCAUUGUACUUAGCACAUAGUAUAUUCCGUUUCCUGACCCAUAACUAUUGCAUAAAACAUCCCUAAUUAACGGUUUUAACAAUAACUUUAACUGAAUAUCGUUAUUAGUGCGGGGACAGCAUUGCCAAGCUUGAAAGACCCGAAAGGCAUCUGUGUAUCAUACUUAAGGAUUAUUUCACUUACUUUAACACUGUAAUGUUCGGUUUGGAGGGAAAGAGAUGUAAAGUUAUUCCAGUUUUAUUAAUUAUGUUUUCUGUGUCCCAGAUUAAUGAGCUUUCACUACAGUGCAUGUAGGAUAACUGUAGUUCUUAACCACCAUGAUCCUGUCAGCCAAACGUCAGACCCAACGGGAAAUACGUAGUGCGAAUAGCACUGCGGCCUUCCAUGCAAUCAAUUGAUGUUUAGAAAGCAAAAAUUUUGAAAGAGACAGUCCUGUACAUCCAGCCCAAGAUCCAGCCCCAGGGACGGUUUCUUUGUUUACAUUGCGCAACGUUUGAGCUGGACGCUGCAGACCACAUAUACACGAGUUUUCAUCUGUGUUCGGCGGGGGGUGUCGCAAGUACCCUACCCGCGUAUAAGUGAAUCCGUGAACGGCGGGGGGCUUCUGUAAUCCUACACUAGCAAAAGAUUUAAUGAAAGGUUUCUAGUUUUAAAAUUUAUUUUGAAGUCACUUGUGCCAGUAAGCCAGUAUGAUCACCCAAAAGUACUGUGCUUGGAAAAACAGUAUGUGCCACUGAUGCAUUUUUACUUAAUUGUAUUUUUUGGUUUUGGCUGUAUAUGUACAUUCCUUAUUUUUUUAUGCAUUUUUGAUUUUUGCUCCUGAAAUGAGUUUCAGUUGGUAUUCAUAGAGAAUUGGUAUUAUUAUUAUUAUCAUUAUUGGACAUUCUAAAUACUGUGAUCCUCCAACGAGCUACAGUGAUGAAUCUCAUUAUAUAUCAGUUGACUCAUGACCAAGUGGCCAGCACAUGAUGAUGACCCUGAAUAACCCUGCUGCUACCAGCUAAAGAUUUCUACCAUUGCUGAGUGGCCAAAGAUACCAUUUUGCUGCCUAAAUGACCACAAAUCAACACAACCUUUGGCAGCUAUGGACAUGCACAAAAGGAAAAGGAAUAUUAUUUGGAUAUAGAGGUAAAUAAAUUUCAUGACAUGUAUUUUAC